Paramecium tetraurelia is the source of this 516-nucleotide messenger RNA. RefSeq lists its product as uncharacterized. The record is from RefSeq and is a predicted model, not a curated record. NCBI's taxonomy places the organism in Eukaryota, Ciliophora, Oligohymenophorea, Peniculida, Parameciidae. The transcript is spliced from 2 exons.
AUGAAAGAUAUUUAUUGGAAAUAUUUUUAUGGAGUUAUCACAUGUUAUAUCCUUUUAUUACUUAAUUGUACUAAUGAUCAAAAUUUGUGUGAAUAAUUAUAUUAUUCUGAAACUUAAUAAAAGCAUUUAAAACAAUGUGUUUAAUUUACUGCUUAAACCUCUAAGAGAAUCAAUUCGAAUCAUAACUCAAGCUUUUUAAAGAGUAUAAUACUGAAAAUUAAAUAACAGCGUACCUUUGCUAAAUCCCGAUCUACAUAAUUUGUAGACAGGACCCAUCAGAGAACUCCAUUUCAUUAUAAAUCAGAAAGAGAGAAAGCAUAAGCAGGUUAAGAUGAGUUUCUGAGUGGACAAUUAAAGGCAGGUCCAAAUGUGAAACUACCUUUGAAUAUGAGGUAUAAGAUAUUGGCUAAAGAAAAAAUACCUCUAACGAUUGGUAAGAACCCCAGGACUGAGAAUAAAAGAUUGCAAGAACAGGGAAAAACUCAAAUUAAAUUGAUCACACAUCACGAAAUCUGA